Molecule: messenger RNA, 960 nt
Organism: Penicillium subrubescens
Lineage: Eukaryota; Fungi; Ascomycota; Eurotiomycetes; Eurotiales; Aspergillaceae
Exons: 2
Coding region: 1-960 (319 amino acids)
Source: RefSeq, a predicted model, not a curated record
AUGAAAUGGUCAUGGGGUUUUAGUACUCGACGCCGAGAGAAAAAGAGACUAGCCGAGAGACGCACGCGCAGCAGCGACCGUCCCGGCCCCCUGCCAGCUGUCCGCGAACGGGCCCUGACUCUGCAACUUCCACCUGGCAACACUGACUUGGUUGGAAAAAGUCGUCAUCAAUCAACCUGUGAUCAGCAGCAAUCUGCAUUUUUUGCCAAACUCCCACAAGAGAUCCGGUAUCUGAUCUAUCGGGAGGUGUUGGCUCCUGCACAUCAUCCUGAACUCCAUGUUGCCAGCGCACACCAACGACUUCUGAGUCGGCGCUGUUUUAAUGAGGACCCAGAUGUCCCGGGGCGGAGGCACAGCUGUUGGGGCGGUCGCUACAAGCAAGAUGGCACAACGGCCCCGAAUCCGAACCUAGGGGGCUACCAGCCCGAGGACGAUUCUCCGUACCCCAUAAGACUAGGGCUGUUGCGCUCAUGCCGACAGGCAUACUCGGAAUCAAUCGAUCUACUCUACUCCCGAAACAUCCUCAGCUUCCGCCAAACACGGACAGUCGUGGAUCUCCAACAUACCAUUCUGCCCCAGCGCCUGCAUAGCAUUCGAUCUGUGCAUUUUUACUUCCUACUCCAACUUAUCUGGUGCGAUACGCACCUGGCAGUAGCGGAACCUUUCUGGCCUCUGGACAUACCUUUCUUCUGGGAGUCUGCCUGGAAGGCCAUUGCUGAGAUGAAGUCGCUGCAGAGCCUUCGCGUCGAGCUAACUGAUGGGCGUGUUGACGACGAAUAUCCAAACAUGGAUGGCUUGGUGCAUCUUCUAAAGCCGAUGAUGACAGUCGGAUUCCCGAAGUAUGUGGUCCAGUUCGAUUGGCCAAUUGAGGCAGAUGAAAUUGCAAGGCUUUUGGGGAGCGAGCUGCCUUUUGAAGUUCAGGUCCAAGAGAAACCUGCAGAUCACAUUGACUACUGGUAG